This is a messenger RNA of Vairimorpha ceranae, 126 nucleotides long. RefSeq lists its product as hypothetical. Lineage: Eukaryota; Fungi; Microsporidia; Nosematidae. The record is from RefSeq and is a predicted model, not a curated record. The transcript has a single exon. Bases 1 to 126 code for a protein of 41 amino acids.
AUGUCAAAAAACGUGGAAGGUGUUGAAAUAAAAAAGAGCUUGGGAUUUUUGAGGGUCUGUCUGCGAUGUUGUACAAAGCCCCGUGUCUUGGGUUUUGACAACAUGGGAGGUCUUUUCUCUAAAUAG